Medioppia subpectinata is the source of this 696-nucleotide messenger RNA. The record is from the annotation of a GenBank genome assembly. NCBI's taxonomy places the organism in Eukaryota, Metazoa, Arthropoda, Arachnida, Sarcoptiformes, Oppiidae.
AUGUCAAACUGUGAGCGCAAAUAUUUGCGCCAUAAAAACGGUUUACCAAAUGAGCGACAGUUGGGGAGAAAAAAUCAAAGGAUUAAUAGAGUUGUCACACAUUUAAUUAAGCAGAAGAAGGAUUCUUAUGCGUUAAGUGUAUGUAUUGUUGGCUGUAAUGGAAGUCACGCUUCGAUUCAUUUCUACCCUAAUAUAACUGCUAUCGGGUGUGGAGUCGGGAGGAGAGGGAGUCUUAUGGACAACACGUGCUUUACAUACCAUCCAAACAGUAAUAUAAUGUUUGCCGGCAUUCAAAACGGACGGGUAGUCCAGAAGGGAGAGCAGCCGUGGGCUGUGCUUAUUACUGUUGCGUAUUACCUGGAAUGGGAUUACGACAUCGGAUGUAGUAUUGUGUGCGCCGGCGAUAAAGACGUAAACAUUGCGCCCAUAUUUGCCGACUUGAAGCCCAAACUACCGGCAAAUGUUGAGCCUUUCACCCGAUUUAAGCUCAACAGCUCAGCCAUCUCUGAACUGCCGGCCAAUGUGUUCAGUGGCGUCCCCUUCGCUAAAAUGCAUAUCCAAAACGCUUACGCCUUAAAGCGUGUCCACAGACUGGCCUUCAACGGCACCGAACGCACCGUUCAAGUCAUCAAUUUCUCCAACAGUCCGGUCAGUGAAGUGGUUGUCGGCGAUUGGGAUCUCUUCGGUAAGAUUUAG